UAAGUUUUAGUCAAAUAUUGUGUUUUUAAUCAGAUUUUGAAACAAUCAUUGAUUUAAAGAUUAAAUUGAAUUGAAAUGCAAUUCAUUUGCCGAAGAAGUGCAGCAAUAGUGAGACAAUCGCUUAUCGGUUGCCAUAAGUCACGGCUUUUGUCCACAAAAGGCAACUCAAGCGAUGACCAAAACCACGAUAUCUACGACCCCGUGUCCAACGAGCCGGAGAUCCCAUCAUCUCUUCGGCAAAGACUGGAAUCGAUUGAUAUGAAGAAGAAAAGGCUUUUAUAUCAGAGCAGAAAACGAGGUAUUCUUGAAAACGAUCUCAUUUUAGGCAACUUUGCGAACAAAUAUUUGGAUCAAAUGAGUGAUAAACAGUUAGAAAUGUAUGAUUUAAUCAUUAAUAUGCCGUCAAAUGAUUGGGAACUCUAUUACUGGUCUGUCGGCCGAAAAGAAGUGCCGAAAGAGAUGAGCAACGAAGUGAUGGAUCUAUUGAUUGAAUACACGAAGAAUCGGGACAAAGAGGUUAGGAUCAGACAACCGGACGUCUGAUUAUCGCUACCAUUAAACCACUUUUAUUAGCCGUAAAAGUAUUACCACAAAGAUAUCCAAUUAUUAAAUAAUUAGUUCAUUAAUAUAAUACAUAUUUAAUUCAAUAAUGUUUAGACUUUUAAUAAAAUUAGUCUUUGAAAUAAAUAAUCAAA
Messenger RNA from Medioppia subpectinata, 695 nucleotides. The record is from the annotation of a GenBank genome assembly. NCBI's taxonomy places the organism in Eukaryota, Metazoa, Arthropoda, Arachnida, Sarcoptiformes, Oppiidae.